CUGGCCCACCAGUGGGACCUCGGCCUUAACUCGCCGCUUGCGACGAAAAAAUAACACAAAACAUAUCCUUUGAGCCGCCGCACAAGCUCCCGAGCUCACGGUCAUGGCGAUGGCGGAGGCGGAAAGCAAUGGCUUCGAGUUCCUGUCGGAUCCGGUCGACAGGUUUCCGCUGAUGGAUCUAUCCGGCGGCAACUGCAUGCCCUCCAACGAAGCCAUUGAAGCUCUGAUCUGCGCCCCGUCCGAUUCCAGUAUGGGCGACGCUGGGGACAGAGCGCUGACAAUGGAGGCGGAUUUGAACAGUACUUGCGAUGAUGUGCCCCUGUCAGCGCCACCUUCAGAGCCGUCAACAGGGAAAGACGAUCCUCAAGGCACCUGGCUGGACAGAGAGAAGGACUCCGUUACCCUUCACAGAGCACAUCAUGGAAAGAGCACAGAAGUACGUAGGUCAAAAGAGACGAUUGCGACAGAUUGGUUCCUUUUAUGUAGAUCAUAAACCAACCAUGUAUGAUAGCUUUUAGUUAUCUUACCUCUUCUUCGGAAAAUAUAUAUCUCUAAUGCUAAUGCAGCUUAUUGCAAUCUUGUAUUGUAGUAUUUUCAGAUCUUAUUCUAUGGCAAAUAAUGUGUGAGGUUUCAGAUUCUGUAAUUUUGUUACUGUUCUAACUGAGCAUGGAUCCAUAGAUGUGAAGGGUUGCAUGAAUAUUGGCCGGAAUGGAUCCAUAGAUUCUGUAAUGUGCUACUUCUUAUUUU
Molecule: messenger RNA, 747 nt
Organism: Triticum aestivum (bread wheat)
Lineage: Eukaryota; Viridiplantae; Streptophyta; Magnoliopsida; Poales; Poaceae
Exons: 4
Coding region: 104-493 (129 amino acids)
Source: RefSeq, a predicted model, not a curated record